GAAGAUCUACGUAAUGGGCAUACUGCACGGCUGUUCCAAGUAUUUAAUCACAUGGGCUCAGGAACAUUUGAGUAAACUGUGCCUAGCAAAGGAGCCAACAGCUUCUCCUUAAAAUAAAAUAGCUACUGAAGAUCACAGCACUGCAAGAAAGCUUGUUGUUCUAAGAAGAUAAAGCUUUAUUUGCCAGCAAAAAUGUCUGACAGAAGCCCCUUCGAAACAGAUAUGCUCACCCUCACCCGAUAUGUUAUGGAAAAAGGACGACGAGUUAAAGGGGCUACCGGGGAGCUGACGCAGCUGAUCAACUCCAUGCUGACUGCCAUAAAGGCCAUUUCCUCAGCAGUCAGAAAGGCAGGCCUCGCCCACAUGUUUGGGAUAGCGGGAAGCGUGAACGUGACUGGUGAUGAAGUGAAAAAGCUGGAUGUGUUGUCCAAUUCUUUGGUUAUUAACAUGCUACAAUCCUCCUAUGCCACCUGUGUCUUGGUCACUGAAGAGGAUAAAGAUGCUAUUAUCACUCCGAAAGAGAAGAGGGGUAAAUAUGUGGUGUGCUUUGAUCCACUAGAUGGCUCUUCCAACAUAGACUGCUUGGCACCCAUAGGAACAAUAUUUGCUAUCUACAAGAAGGCAGCAGAAGAUGAGCCCUCUGAAACAGAUGCCUUGCAGCCAGGACGCAAUAUUGUUGCAGCAGGCUAUGCUUUGUAUGGCAGUGCUACACUGGUGGCUCUCUCUACUGGGCAAGGAGUGGACUGCUUCAUGCUAGAUCCAGCUCUUGGUGAAUUCAUUUUAGUGGAUAAAGAUGUGAAAAUCAAGAAGAAAGGGAAGACCUACAGUCUCAAUGAAGGUUAUGCCAAGUAUUUUGAUCCUGCAAUGACAGAAUAUUUACAAAAGAAGAAAUUCCCUGAGGAUGGCAGUUCCCCCUAUGGUGCCAGAUACGUGGGCUCCAUGGUGGCUGAUGUUCAUCGUACACUGAUGUACGGUGGGAUUUUUAUGUAUCCAGCUAACCAGAAGAGUCCUAAAGGAAAGCUCCGACUCCUCUAUGAGUGCAACCCUAUGGCUUUCAUCAUGGAGCAGGCAGGGGGGAUGGCUACCACUGGAACUGAACCAGUGCUGGAUGUGAAGCCUGAGUCCCUUCACCAGCGAGUCCCUCUUAUUCUUGGAUCCCCAGAUGAUGUGCAAGAGUACCUUGCCUGUGUGCAGAAGCACCAGAAGAGCAGCUAAUGCAAUUCAUAAACCAGAUGUUGCUCAUGCACCUGCUUUAAUCCUUCUGCAGGAAAAAGAGAGUAAAUUAGACAACUUGGUUUCCAGGAGAUCAGUU
Molecule: messenger RNA, 1312 nt
Organism: Alligator mississippiensis (American alligator)
Lineage: Eukaryota; Metazoa; Chordata; Crocodylia; Alligatoridae
Product: fructose-1,6-bisphosphatase isozyme 2
Exons: 7
Coding region: 193-1215 (340 amino acids)
Biological process (GO): gluconeogenesis; fructose 6-phosphate metabolic process; sucrose biosynthetic process
Cellular component (GO): cytosol; cytoplasm
Molecular function (GO): fructose 1,6-bisphosphate 1-phosphatase activity
Source: RefSeq, a predicted model, not a curated record